ACCAUAGAAAAGGCACAUUCACCACACAGUGAAACAUCCUCAAUAAUAUUUUCGCGUAAUAAUUGGACAAUAGUUACCAGAGGCAACGACGAUACCGUCAAAGUAUGGGAUACGAGAAAUUUAAAGAGUGUUGUAUCGGUGGCGAGUGAUCUUCCAAGCUAUACUCCCGAAACUAACGCGAUACGAUUAAUAAUAGGCACUGCGGUCAAAAAGGGGGAAGGUUACGGAAAGCUCGUAAUGAUGGAUCGUGACUCUACAGAUUGUGCGGACAAUGAUGUAAUACGAAUCAUUACAGGAAGCGCUGACGGAACCGCUCACGUAUUUUACGAUCCGAAUGUAAGCGUUCGAGGAGCAAAACUCUGUGUCGUCAAAGAGCCAAAGAAACGAGCGAUUGAUGAAUUUGAGAUCAAUCGACUGAUCAUUCGCCACACUCGUUGGCUCUAUUUCGAGAUGAAAGACCGAAAAUGA
Molecule: messenger RNA, 468 nt
Organism: Ambispora leptoticha
Lineage: Eukaryota; Fungi; Glomeromycota; Glomeromycetes; Archaeosporales; Ambisporaceae
Source: the annotation of a GenBank genome assembly